Molecule: messenger RNA, 2781 nt
Organism: Esox lucius (northern pike)
Lineage: Eukaryota; Metazoa; Chordata; Actinopteri; Esociformes; Esocidae
Product: toll-like receptor 13
Exons: 2
Coding region: 1-2637 (878 amino acids)
Biological process (GO): immune response; toll-like receptor signaling pathway; inflammatory response
Cellular component (GO): membrane
Molecular function (GO): transmembrane signaling receptor activity; protein binding
Source: RefSeq, a predicted model, not a curated record
AUGAGGGGUCUGUUUUCUAAACCUGUCCUCCUGUUACUGUGGAUUCAGAGUGUAUAUGGAUGGAUGCAUUCUAAAUGCUACAUUUAUGAUAACCCUGAAGACAUUGAAUACAUGCCAGAUGGCUAUUGCUUACACAGUGUUUCAAAGGGUGUCACAGCUUCCUGUCAGUAUGUCACAACCAUCAAAGAAGAUUUUCAUGGAGUCCCUGAAAACAUAAAUUCUCUCUGCAUAUACAUGACUGACGGUAAUAUGGGUGUCAUGUCUCUGGGCUUUUUCUCUCGGUUUCAGGAUCUGGAGUUCCUGUAUAUUCAAGGCUGUUUUUCACAAAUCCUUCCAAUUGGGAAUAGCCAGGGCCUUCCAAAUCUGCAAUACAUGGAGUUGAGUGGACAAUAUGCUGGGUGCUGUGAUUGCCAUAUUGGGCCUCACACAUUCAGAGAUCUAGUCAAACUAAGUAAAUUGAUCAUAUCCGGCUUUAGGUUAUCAGCAAUGGCACCAGAUGUGUUUAAUGGCAUACCUAAUUUACGAAAUGUCUCCAUUGGUAACUCCUGUGUAAAAGAUUUGUCAGAGAUACUAUGCAGAUUAAUGUAUAUAAAGUCACUUACUGAUUUAUUUGUAGAUGCACAGGAAAUACAGACAUUAAAUCAAUCAAACUGCCCAAUCUUGAACACAAAUGAGAGCAUGACACCUGUUUUUAACAACCUAACAGGGUGUUCUUUAAAAUUUGGUGAAAUAACACAUAUAGAGGAAGGUGCUCUGGCUUGUUUUAAGAACGUGACAAUUUUUGAAUCUCGGCUAAAAAAGAAACAGUUACUUCAACUUCUGCUGUCUGGAAUUAAGCAAAUUCAUUUGUUGACAAACACAGAUAAUGAACACAUUGAUUUUAAAAGCCUCUGCAAUCUAGUGUUUUUGCUUUCAAUCAAAAGAAUAGAUUUUUCUACAAACAAUCCAAUUAGAUUUUCAAUGUCCAGUGUUGACUUGUGCGUUGGACUGGAAUCUAUUGUCCUUACUACAAAUCAUGCUUUCCAUCGUAUCUCCCAAAUUAAAUGGAAUUUUAUUUCCACUCUUAAGAACGUUGAAUUCUUAUUUGUAUAUGACCGUAUAGAAAACAGUCUUGAUUUGUGCUCCUUCCAAAAACAACCAAUCACAUGGUUAACCAAUCUUGUUUUAUAUUUGAACAUACAAAUACUUUUUUCAAAUCAAUUUAGUUGUCUUGUAAACCUGAACUUCCUGAGAUAUAAUGGUAAAUUAUUAUCCAAUAUUGAAAACUAUGCUUUCCUGGGUUUGACACAUCUGGAGUACUUAGACCUGUCAAAUAAUAACAUUACACACAUCCAUGCAAAUACAUUUUUUGGUUUACAUAGUUUGACAUGGUUGGAUCUCAGGGAAAAUCCACUUAUUUGCCACAUUGAGGCACGGUCUUUCACACAUCUUACAUCUUUAAGAGAAGUGUCUCUUGGGAAAUUGAACUCUCCACUAACAGAACCUGUGAUAAAGCUAAAUCUAACACUCAUAUUUGGUGACAUUUUGAGUCAACUGACUCACCUGUAUAUUACUUCAAGUAUGAGACCAAUGUAUUUGAUUAUUGGCAGUAACAUUGAAUCCAAACAGAACCUGAGUCUUAUACUGAAAGGCCAGACUGUAACAUCUGCUGACAUCAUUUUCCACAACCUGACAAAGUUGGAGGUUCUGAAACUUUUAGACUGCAAGAUUUAUUCUAUGGAGGGUAGUUUAACUAAAGAUUUAAAAUCAUUGAAAAUAUUGGAUCUGCAAAUCGCAAACACAUAUAAUGUAUUAUACAGCUUUACUGAAUCUCUCGCUAGCCUUAAGUAUUUGGUACUUUAUGAGUUACAUUUGUUUUGCAGUUGUGACAAUGCUUGGCUUACUGCAUGGGCAAAGAGGAACAGGCAGGUUGAAGUUAUCUUGACUUCUAUUAGACACAUUAUGUGGGACAACUUGACAUGCUUGUCAGACAAUGGAAUAGACACACCUAACUUUGUCAAGUACACAGAAGCCAACUGCACAACAGAGAUAGACUUUAUUCUCUUUACUGUAACUGGCCUGGGAGUCCUGUUCUUCAUGCUGGUGGUGUUUCUCCAUAACAUGUCUGGCCACUACCUUCUUCCCCUCUACCACAUCACCCUUGGCUGGCUGUCAGAGGCCAUGAGAUCCAACACCAGGGGGCGCUACGACUACGACACCUUUGUCUCCUACAGCGGGAAGGACGAGCUCUGGGUGGUGGAGGAGCUGCUGCCCAACCUGGAGCAGAGGGGUCCCCCUUUCCUGAACCUCUGUCUGCACAGCAGGGACUUCCAGUUGGGGAAGGACAUUGUGGAGAACAUCACAGACAGCCUCUAUCGGAGCCGCCACACCCUCUGUCUGGUCAGCCGCCACUACCUUCGCAGUAACUGGUGCUCCCUGGAGUUGAAGCUGGCCACCGCCAGACUGCAGGUGGAGCAAAGAGACAUCCUCCUCCUGGUCUUCCUGGAGAAGAUCCCCCCUCGCUGGCUCUCAGCCCACCACAGACUGGCUCGUCUGGUAAAGACCAGGACCUAUCUGGACUGGCCUCAGGACCCCCAUCAGCACCAGGCAUUCUGGGACAGACUGUGGGAGAAACUGAAACCUCCCACUGAUGUUUGAAAUUAAAGUGUUAUUUAAAUACUAAGACUAAUAAUGUUGGAAGGUAUGUUGAGGUACUGAAAUGGUACAAAUUGUCUGAACACCUUCACAAAAAAGCAAGUAUCACUGACCAUUGUUGGGAUAGUGAUCACAUGAAGUCCUCUA